AUGGCUAACAUCCCGCAAGAUGAAUCCCUCAAGAGAUCACCCUCAUCUCAUGCUGAGGGUACCAGCACCGCCUAUCAAAGGAUGCCCGAAACGCUUUUGCAUCUUAGCGAAGAGGAGCUCGCGACGAUGAACAAAAAGCUGGUUCGCAAGAUCGACUCCAUUAUUCUUCCUAUCAUCGGUAUACUGUACAUUCUUAACUACAUUGAUCGUCAGAACCUGGCAGCGGCCAAGCUCCAUGGCAUCACUGACGACCUCAACAUGACGACCGAAGAAUUCGCUACCGCUAUUUCGAUCCUCUUUGUCGGUUACCUACCAUUCCAAAUCCCGAGCAAUCUUAUCAUUGCAAGAAUCCCUCGGCCGGGCAUGUAUAUCUGUGUUGCUGUGGUUAUCUGGGGCACUAUCUCCGGUUGCACUGCUUUGGUCAAGAACUAUGGGCAACUCCUCGCAGUCCGAGCCAUUCUCGGUGUUGCCGAGGCUGUCUUCUUUCCAGGUGCGAUUUACUAUCUCUCAGCGUGGUAUACCAAGACCGAGCUCGGAAAACGAAUUGCCAGUCUGUACAUUGCCCAGCAGGUCGGUAACGCAUUCGGAGGCCUUUUUGCUGCCGCCAUCUUCCAGCUGGACGGUCGACACGGUAUCAGGGGCUGGCAGUGGCUUUUCAUCAUUGAAGGUGCUGCCACGGUUGGAAUUGGCGCUAUUUGUGCCUUUUUUAUGCCCGAAUUUCCUUACAACAGCCGCAUCCUUUCCCCAUCCGAGCGAGACCUUGCUGUCUGGCGUAUCGAGUCGACUACUGGCGCAGCUGAGGGGUCAGAGAAAGAGAGCACCCUGCAAAGCUUUGGAAAGGCCCUGUCUGACCCCAAGCUUCUGCUUCUCAUUCUAUGCAACCUGCUUUCCCAGGCACAAGGCUCAAUCGCCAACUAUUUCCCCACUUUAGUUGCUUCACUCAACUUCGGUAGCACUAUCAGCCUUCUCCUCACUGCACCACCUUACAUCCUGGCUGGUAUUGUUUACUGGGUGCUGAUGUGGUACAGCGACCGCAAGAACACGGCAUACCCCAUCAUUAUUGGAUGCAUCGCCAUCGCCAUUGGCAUGUACAUCAUCCCCAUGUCUACAGUCAACGUCCCUGCGCGCUACUUCUCUAUGAUGAUUCUUCCUUUCGCAUCUGUCGGACCUCAACUGGUGCUAUAUAAGACUAUCAACCUUCAUCUCGCGCGCCCUGUCUCUAAGCGCGCCGCUGCAUCUGCUCUAGUCAAUGCUAUUGGUGGCACUUCUAACAUCUGGGCUUCUUACCUGUACUAUGCCCCUCCUCACUUUUAUGCAGCAUUUGGUACUCUCAUGGCCUGCGCAUUUCUAUUUGCAGGAGCUAUUACUCUCUACCGCUGGUUAGUCCUGCGUGAGAAUAAGCGACUGGACUCUGGUGACCCCGAGGAGAUAGCCAAGGUUAUCAAGGGUGGUGUUACCGAGGAAAUGGUUCAGCUUGGCUGGCGCUACGAAAUGUACUGA
Molecule: messenger RNA, 1500 nt
Organism: Fusarium graminearum PH-1
Lineage: Eukaryota; Fungi; Ascomycota; Sordariomycetes; Hypocreales; Nectriaceae
Exons: 2
Coding region: 1-1500 (499 amino acids)
Biological process (GO): transmembrane transport
Cellular component (GO): membrane
Molecular function (GO): transmembrane transporter activity
Source: RefSeq, a predicted model, not a curated record